CCUCCCUUAGGAAGAGCACACCAGCCCUUCACUGUGUCCCUCACCAGGCUGGCACCCACCCUGGAAUCUGCCCCUCCUGCACAUCCCUUCUCCCCCACCUCUCCCAGUGGGACAAGAGUGCCCUGCCCUCAGCUCCUGGGGAUGUCCUUUGACUGGGACAACCACCAACAUCGAUUCCUGCUCUGAUACCAGCGUGCUUGUAGAAACCACAGAAGAGGAUGCCAUUGUCACGCAACGCCAAGGUGCUGAGUACCAAGCAGCCCAGAGUGAGCAAGGCCAACCCUACUGCAGAGAAUGUCAACCCUGAGAAGCUUCUCUUGCAGGAGGAGAGUUGCCAGACGAAGAGGUCUCUGUCGUCACCCCAGGGCGGGCCCAAGAAGAGGUCAGCAUUUGGGGACCUCACCAAUGCUCACAAGAACCACGUGGUUUCGGGCAAGAAGGAGGCUGUGAAAGUGGUACUCCAGAAGAACCACACUGCCCAGGGAGUGGCCAGGAACAAUGAGAUCAACCUGCAAAAGUCAAUGAAGAAAACGCCCCCAACAGAAGUUCCUGCAGAGUCCAAGGAGGAUCCUACGCCAGAGAAACCAGUGCCUGAACAGGUACCAGCAGUGGAGGACAUAGACAAGGAGCAGCUGGGUGACCCCUAUGCCAAUGCAGAAUACGCCAAGGAGAUCUUUGAAUACAUGCGGGAAAGAGAGGAGAAAUUCAUACUCCCCAACUACAUGGAGAAGCAGUCAGACAUCAGCAGGGACAUGCGUGCCAUCCUAGUGGAUUGGAUGGUGGAGGUGCAGGAGCGGUACCCACCAUGUGUGGAUGACUUCCUCUACAUCUGCGAUGACGCUUACAAGCGGGAAGAGCUCAUUGCUAUGGAGAUAAGCAUCCUCACCACCCUCAAGUUUGACAUCAACAUCCCCAUACCCUACCGUUUCCUGCGACGCUUUGCCAAGUGUGCCCGUGCUUCCAUGGAGACGCUGACCCUGGCACGCUUCCUCUGUGAGAUGACCCUGCAGGAGUAUGACUAUGCCCAGGAGAGCCCCUCCAAGCUGGCUGCCAGCUGCCUGCUGCUGGCCCUCACCAUGAAGAACCUUGGUGGCUGGACCCCUACGCUGGAGUACUACAGUGGGUACCGUGCCCAGGACCUGCAUCCUUUGGUGAAGAGGCUGAAUUUUCUGCUCACAUACCAGCCCCGUGACAAGCUCAAGGCUGUGCGCACCAAGUACUCACACAGGGUCUUCUUUGAGGUUGCCAAAGCCAUGCCGAUGGAUAUGCUCAAGCUGGAGGAGAUACUGAAGAGCUGCUAGCCCUGCCUCUGUAAAUAGCCUGUAAAUAGUGAGGUGCUCUCUGGCAGGGGAGUACUGUGUAUAUAAAAAAGAGUCAUCUUAACUGAAGGGGAUGGGAGAGGGGAUGGAAAAAAAAGUUAGGUUGAACUGUUAAUAA
This is a messenger RNA of Cuculus canorus (common cuckoo), 1437 nucleotides long. It is a transcript of the gene CCNB3, whose product is annotated as cyclin B3. The coding region runs from base 219 to 1301 and encodes 360 amino acids. Lineage: Eukaryota; Metazoa; Chordata; Aves; Cuculiformes; Cuculidae. Gene Ontology annotation, cellular component: nucleus; cytoplasm; centrosome. Gene Ontology annotation, molecular function: cyclin-dependent protein serine/threonine kinase regulator activity. The record is from RefSeq and is a predicted model, not a curated record. Gene Ontology annotation, biological process: mitotic cell cycle phase transition; regulation of cyclin-dependent protein serine/threonine kinase activity. The transcript has 10 exons.